Alternaria conjuncta is the source of this 3201-nucleotide messenger RNA. RefSeq lists its product as uncharacterized. The transcript has 3 exons. Bases 1 to 3201 code for a protein of 1066 amino acids. NCBI's taxonomy places the organism in Eukaryota, Fungi, Ascomycota, Dothideomycetes, Pleosporales, Pleosporaceae. The record is from RefSeq and is a predicted model, not a curated record.
AUGGCGAGCAUUCUUGCUAUAUCUAAAAGUCCUGUGGAUCCGUCAAGAGAAGCAGAUGAUGCCGCAUCCGAGCCUUCGGUAGACGCAGAAGUUACACAGCGCUCUUUCGAGCGGCAAAGAACCGAUCGGAGGGAAACGAUGCCCAAUGAGCGGCUCACCAUAGCUGACAGAACCUUGUCUUCCAGUCUUCCGCUUCGUACUCGUACUGGAUCUCUGAUUUUCCGAAGUGCCGAGCAAGAUGUUGAAGCGCCGCUUGAUGAACGAACAGAACUUGAGAGGCAGGAGGUUCCCGCAUCAAUCCACGUCCCUGGCCGCGAUGAGGACACUGAUCAGGUUGGGAGAUCGCCCACGACCGCUUUCGAGGCUGACUCGGAACCUUUCGCGCUCCAUAUGUAUCAGCGAAUGGCCGAGGAGCCAUCUGAAGAAGAACUUGAGCCCGAGAGCCAAAGCGCUACAUCAGUUGGUGUCAACAAUCUCGAAGAACCGGCUGGUCAGUUCGAAAGAGCAUCCACUGCGAAUGUUACAUUCGAUCCCGAAUUACUCGCACUUGACGUUUAUCAACGAAUUGCCGAAGAACCGCUUGAAGAGGACUCUGAGGCUGAAAGUCAAAGCGCUAUCGCGUCGACCAAUGUCAACGUCAUUGAGGCAACGAGUAGUCGAAUCCAGAGAGCACCGACUGCUAAUUUAUUAUCGAAUCCGACCUCUUUUGCGCUCCGCGUAUAUCAACGCAUCGCUGACGAGCCACUUGGGGAAGAACCUGAGCCCAACGCUAUUGCGCCGACGAACUCCAACAGCACUGAGGAUAUGACUAGUCAAAUUGAGAGAGCACCGAAUACUCAAGUCUCUCGGACAGUAGAGCCCUUGGAACAUGUCAAAGCUCGAAGCCCGACUGGCACGAUGCCCCCCGUUGAGAGACGUGCCACACAGACUUCCCCCGGGUAUCCAGCGAACAUACCACGGGCUGUAACAAUAGCUCGCGACGUAGAGCGCAAACAAAGCAGUGCUGCUCCUGACCAACUCGAUAGAGCACUUACCAUGCGAUCCUCUCCAGCACUGGAGCCUUUGGUAUAUAUCGACCCUGAAGGCCUGCCAUCAAAGACUGUCCCUCUCGAAAGAGUGAGGACACAGGCCUCACCUGAACUCUCAGUCGAUGUACCACGGGCGUCAACAAUACCUCUCGAAUCGAAUCGAAGACGAAGUAGCGCUGCUCAAGGGUUCAUGCCAUCCGCCCGAGGAUCAGAGCCUUCAGUACACUCCAGCGCCGAAGCUGUGCUCGAUGAGACCCCGCAGGUACAGGGAAGAUUGAGAGUAGCGCCCACAGAGCCUCGCACAACUGAUCGUCGACGCAGCAGUGCGGCCCCUGGUAUCACAGCGUCUCCUCCACAGACCAUCCCUGAAGGCAUAGAAGUCGGAGCUCAAACUAAAAGCCCGACGAAGAAGCGGAAGCAAGGUGCGAACUACCCACCUGAGCAGCAAUAUCCGCCAGCGCCUGCAUAUCCCCUACGGGAGACUCCCUCAUGGACGAAGCCGGACACUCGGACUCCAUCACCAAAGGUGAAAGCUGAGACUCCGCCCAAGAAGAGAGGAUGGCUUAAUCUCGGGGCCAAGCCAGAAGAAGGGUCUGCUGAGUUAGAGGGAAUCAAAUCCCGUCAAUCAAGCCAGCCUGCCCUAGACCCAUCAGAAGUGCAGCCAUUUCUGGACGCGGCACCUGGGUCGCCAGAAGCCCCAGGGGGAACGCAAAAAAGGCAAAACAGCUAUCCGAACCAAACCAGACAGGCUACCUAUCGUCGAGACUCCAGUGCCCCUCCUAUCCGAAGGGCCGACACUCGAACAAGACAACCCUCCGUCUACGCUAACAAGGGCGACUACUACCCAGUCAGUCCGAUCCUUCCAGACCGCAUUGACAACGAUUCGCAGCUCCAGCCUUCACCAUCUCGAAGAAACAGUUACUCCAUCCCACAGUCAGCCUCAAUACCCGAGAAUUCGCCUCAGGACGAACCGCGUGCGCAGUACUUCCGUCGCGUCUCGUCAGGCCCCUCCCGCCGCCAAUCGCAAUCCCAAGGAGCUCUCUACAUCCAGAAAGAUGUUGCAGUCAGUUCCAGAGCACCUACGUUCCAAAAUAAGCUGGAGACUGAGGACGAGACUUCUCGAGCGAAUCAAGAACGCCAUGAAGAAGACUUCCAGGAACCCGUCCGGAAAGACGUACGCAGACCGACUGGAAUGGGAAGCCCAACCUCGAAAGCAGAAGCAACGCCCAAAGAAGGAGCUCAGUCGCCUGAGACGCGGCAAAAGUUUUCUCCGGUUCCCCAGAAAGAAGGCCCGUCAGACGAAGGAGAGUCAGAUCAUUCGCCGAGCAGGUUUCCGGAACUGUCUGGUGCUCAAGUGCCAAGGGGACAAGAGCAAGAGCCAACAGCACGAACCGAAGAACAAAAGCGGACUGAAGUGGUUAUGGAAGAAGAUCCCGCGCCUGCCGACGCCAAGGGUGCACAUGAUGAAGACAUACCCACCCGCCGUCGCAUCGAUAGCUCAAGCGGGCCCUUCGAAGAUGACAAUGCCUGGAUCAACAGCACGGUGAUCGAAGACUUUCAGGUGCAAACCCAGAAGAAGCGCAAAUCGCACGAGCAAACACUCGUCGUGCAACCUCAGGACGAGUGCCUGAUUCCGCAACAGCCUCACAAUCUGCACGAAAAGAUUCAACAACCGCCACGCGAAGGCCAUCGUCGUCAGUCAAGAGGACGAACACGCGACGGAAGUCAUCAGCAGUCGGAGAAGACAGAGCAGCGCCAAUCCUCACAGAAUUACCAACGGUAUCCAGAGCACCGACACGAUCGGCGACGAUCCCCUCAAUAUCUCGACAAGUCAGUAUCCGGCGAGGGUCUGCCGCUCCUAGAAGGGGUACAGCAGCCUCCCCAGAAGCUUUGCCAGACAUUCAAGCCAGAUCAACAAAGGAAGGCAGCUCAAGAUCAACCCCGCGGCAAGAGUCCAGAGGUGCGGCCUCGCCUGUCGCGGUACAACCAGGUCGACGGUCAUCUACUGCAACUAGAACAGCUUACGACCGGGGAAAUUCUCCUGCCGGAAUACAACCAUCGAAAGGUUCAUUGGGUACAACCCAGCGCGCAGACCAGAUCUCAGAACAACAAACCCAGUCAAGCCCACGAACAGAACCAAGCGAUGCUAAGCCAGCAAUGCCGCGUCGAGUGA